Molecule: messenger RNA, 2175 nt
Organism: Pieris brassicae (large cabbage white)
Lineage: Eukaryota; Metazoa; Arthropoda; Insecta; Lepidoptera; Pieridae
Product: pancreas transcription factor 1 subunit alpha
Exons: 4
Coding region: 353-991 (212 amino acids)
Biological process (GO): developmental process; regulation of transcription by RNA polymerase II
Molecular function (GO): DNA-binding transcription factor activity, RNA polymerase II-specific; protein dimerization activity; RNA polymerase II transcription regulatory region sequence-specific DNA binding
Source: RefSeq, a predicted model, not a curated record
UGGCCCAAUAGUAUACAUUUUGUAUAAACGAUUACUUUAUAAGACAGACAUUGACGUGUUGGUCAUGGAAACAUACAAUCAAUGAAAACUAUUUCACUGAACUAUAUAUGACAAUUUGCUUAAAGAAAAUCCGGUUCAAUAAAGAGAUAUAUUUAUAGCACGGCAAGUGGGCGGAGAGGAAAAUGGUGGGCGGGUCUUUGUAUGGCUCGCUACAGCCCUCUGAGCAACCCUCCAAACCUCAAUUCAGUUUUAAGAGUCGAACAAUUCGUACUAUGUCGACUGCGGAGUGUCUCUUUAGUAAAAAAACCGUGAAAUAUGUAUAAAAAAUGAAAGUGUUAUUUAGUCAUGCAAUAUGGAUAAUGCUAAUUUAAAUGUGUGUCAUUUAGAAAAUUCCAUAAUGCCUAUGAACAUAGAUCAGUCUCCAAAUUCUGGCCACAAUUCGGACAUGUUCCUUUAUGAUGAUUCUUCAAUGUCUGAUGGCAGUUUAUACGCUAGUGACCAAGAAAAUCAUUCAAUUCCACGAAAACGGUCAGAAUGUAGACGGCUGCAUAAACGGCGAAGCCGGUGCCCGCAACAACAAAUUCAACAACGGCAAGCAGCUAAUCUGCGAGAACGGCGACGUAUGCAAUCAAUCAAUGAUGCCUUUGAAGGGCUCCGGGCACAUAUACCAACGCUACCUUACGAAAAACGAUUGUCUAAAGUAGACACACUGAAGCUCGCUAUCGGCUACAUAAGCUUUCUUGGAGAAUUGGUUCGUACUGAUAGAAAUGCAUCGGAUAACAUGCUGUCAGGUGUUGGGAACGGCCUGAACAGAGAGGAACAGAAGAAAGUUAUUGUGAGAGGCAGUAAUUUCCAGUCGCAUUCUCUAUCGUGGUCACGACGGGGUGACAGGCCCCCAGGCACAACUUUGCACGCCAAAAUCUGGGUUCCGGAGGAUCCAAGAGUAUUCAAUAGCACAGUUGACCUCCUUGACAAAGAAGAGCUUAGAUAAUUUGAAAAAAAUGACAUCCGACACUUACAUCUAAAGAUUCUCUUACUAAUGAUUACGGAAAUGAUUUAUUUUAAUAUAGCAUAAGCAUAGGUAGGUAAUGUUUAUGCUAAAUUGUUAUGGUAUCUUUUUAUUACUGGCGGUAGUGUUCCGUUUUAAAUUAUUUUACAAAUUUAUCGUAAGUUGUCACUUUUAAAGCCAAAAAUUUAAAAAUUAGAAUGACAGUUUUUUAAUAGCCAUGAUGAAUAAUGUAAAUAAAUCCUAUAGUAUUGUAAAUUAUUCUAUGAUAAAUAAUUAUCUAGUCGCUGUAGAUAUUUUAUCGUACGUUAAACUCUCUCUCUAUAUACCAAAGAAAGUAACAAAUUCUAGUUAUCUUAAACUUUUUGUAAGAUAAGCAGUAUAAUAUAUGUUCCUAUAAUUUUAAAAUUAAUUUAUUUGUUAAAGUUAGUUCGUAGCUACAUACGAAACGCAAUGGAUAAACGAGUAGGUACAUUUUUAAUGGAAAUAACGCAAGUAUAGGAAGGGUAGAGGCGGUGGGGGGGAUCCCUUCUUCAGGUGUUUACGUUCCCAGAGGGGAACUGAUUGCCUAGAAAUUGCGAAUAUUUUAGGCAUCACAGUUUAAUAUUAUCGAAAUACUGUUAGGUUACAGCCUCUGAUCAAUUAAAGCCUUUUUAAGAUACCGCUGUUAUUAUAUUCUUUGUGAGAUACCACUUUCGUGAAGCCCAUAGCUUGUGACCUGACGCAACCACAUUUAUUUCGCCUUGGCUAGUAUAGAUAUAUCCUUAAACCCUAACUAAUUUAGAUACACUUAGUUAUACUGUUCCUAUUUCAUCUUAUACUAGAAUUGUGUACAUACUUGUAUUGAAGGAAAAAAUUGUUAUUUUGGAGUUUCAUAAAAGUCCUAGAACGUCAUUAUUCAAUCUUAAACAACUUAUACUCCUUUACAUCUUUGAGAAUUUGCUCUAUAAAUCGCAAUACACUCUCUUUAAUCUUUAUAGAGCAUUAUUGCCUUAUCCAAACCUUUGCGAUAAAAUUGCGUGUAAAUAAUUACAUAUUUAAUCAUCCGUCAAAUACUCUUUCAAACUAAAAAAAUGCAAACCGCACCUGUACAGGGCAUACUCGAUAAUUUAUUCUCAUUGUUUGUAAAAGUUUUGGAAUAUCAACGAUUACAUCGGAUAUCAAUUAUA